GUUCUACAUUGAAAGCAUUUCCUUUCUCAAGGACAAAACUACCGUGGAGCUGUUCUUCCUGAAUGCCAAGUCCUGUGUUCACCAGGGGCAGAUUGAAGUGGAAAGCGAGACCGUCUUCAAGUUGGCAGCGCUGGUGUUGCAGGAAGCUAAAGGAGACUAUUCCAGUGAUGAAAACACUAGAAAAGACUUGAAGACACUGCCUGUCUUUCCUACCAAGACACUGCAGGAGCAUCCGUCACUCGCUUACUGUGAGGACAGAGUAAUUGAGCAUUACGCACAAAUUAAAGGUCUGACCAGAGGACAAGCCAUUGUUCAGUACAUGAAAGUUGUGGAAGCUUUGCCAACAUAUGGAGUUCAUUACUAUGGAGUAAAGGAUAAACAAGGAAUCCCGUGGUGGCUUGGAAUUAGUUACAAAGGAAUAGGCCAGUACGACUUACAAGACAAAGUUAAGCCCAGAAAACUAUUUCAAUGGAAACAGCUGGAAAACCUCUAUUUCCGUGAAAAGAAGUUUGCUGUGGAAGUACAUGAUCCCCGCAGAAUUUCAGUGUCAAGAAGGACCUUUGGUCAGAGCGGGCUGGUAGUGCAAACCUGGUAUGCGAACACUUCCCUGAUCAAGUCCAUCUGGGUGAUGGCAAUCAGUCAACACCAGUUUUACUUGGACAGAAAGCAAAGCAAAGCAAAAAUUCCUUCAGCCAGAAGUUUGGAUGAUAUUGCCAUGGAUCUGACAGACAUGGGAACACCAAAAGUUUCAAAGCUAGUGACUUUGGAGGCAAAGAACCAGCUUAUUAUGGCCAGCAACGGCAGUUUGAUCUCAUCAGGCUCUCAGGAUUCAGAGGUCAGUGAAGAACAAAAGAAGGAGAAAAUCACGGAACUAAAGAAGAAAGAGAAACUCCUUCAGGAAAAACUGCUUCAGAAAGUUGAGGAGCUGAAGAAAAUCUGCCUGCGAGAGGCGGAGCUGACCGGCAAGAUGCCCAAGGAGUAUCCUCUGAGCGCUGGAGAGGAACCUCCCCAGGUCAGAAGACGUGUUGGCACAGCAUUCAAGCUGGAUGACAACCUGCUCCCGAGUGAAGAGGACCCUGCCUUACAGGACUUGGAGAGCAAUUUUAUCAUACAGCAAAAGCUGGUGGAAGCUGCAAAGAAACUUGCCAGUGAGCCAGACCUCUGCAAGAAUGUGAAGAAGAAAAGAAAGCAGGAGUAUGCUGAUGCUGUAAAAAAGCUGCAAGAGAUAGAAAAUUCCAUAAAUGAAUACAGAAUCAAGUGCGGCAAAAAACCAACCCAGAAAUCAACUCUUACUCUACCAGAUGAUAUAAUUCCAUCUGAGAGCAGCUCCCUGUCUGAUACCACCACCUAUGAUGAUGUCAGUGAAUCGCUUCCUGUGGCAGCACAGAGACCCAGCUCUGCGCAGCUUUCUCCGAGGCUUCCUCCACCAAAGUCCCUCGGGGUGGAAAGAAUUCAUCUCAGAAAGUCAUCCAUAAAUGAGCAGCUCUUGGAAACCAGACACUCCAGGGACCUGCUUUCGACUCACAGCAGCCCUUACCGAACCUUGGACCGGCCGCCCCAGCCCCAUGGGGGGAGAAGCAUGCCUACAACCCCCGUGCUCACACGCAACGCCUACAGUAGCAGCCACUUACAGCCAGAUGUUUCCCCACACCACUGCCGGCAGCGCAGCGGAAGUUUGGAAUCCCAAACCCACCUGCUGUCCGAGGCUCCUGCUGAGAAGGCAGCUUUCACCCUCUCGAAGUCCCAGCGAAGCAGCAGCACGGAGAUCCUCGAUGAUGGAUCAUCCUACACUAGCCAGUCAAGUGCAGAAUAUUACUGCGUGACACCUACUCCCAAACCAUAUUACACUACUCAGACACUCGAUAACAGGACCAGGGGUCGAAGACGGUCAAAGAAACAGAACAUUUCUGCUGCAAAUUCUGGAAGUAUGCCAAAUCUUGCCCAUAAGGAUGUCCGCAAUGGUGUCUACCACAAGAGUCAGGAGCAGCCUUCCUCAAGUUACUAUAUUUCUGGAUACUCCCCAUACACUGAAUCUGACGUUUAUUACAAUGGAGGAUAUGUUUAUGAGAGUGACACGGAGGGACAGUACAGUGUCAAUCCUUCCUAUCGCUCAUCGGCACAUUAUGGAUAUGACCGUUACAGGGAAUUCAGGUCUUACCACGAGGAUGAAGUGGACAGAGUACCGCACAACCCAUACGCAACCCUCAGGCUUCCAAGGAAGCAAGUUGCUAAAACGGAGCAUAUAACCAAAAACAUUCACAAGGCCUUAGUAGCAGAGCAUCUCCGUGGUUGGUACCAACGUGCCUCCAGUCAAAAGGAACAGGGUCAUAGCCUGCAGGCAGGCUUUGAGUCUGACAGAGGAUCUCAAAGGAGUUUGGGCUUUGCUGGUCUGCAGGUUCCAUGCUCUCCUAGCAGUCGGGUGUCAUCUUUCUCUUCAGGAUCUUCUGCAAACCCUGCUGGGAACUGGCGAAACCCACUUGCACUGGGACUUUCAGACUACGAUACGUUGUCUCAUUCCUCUUAUGCCAGCUGUUAUGGGAAUGUCUAUGGCAACCUUCCUUUGCAGAGCAGAGCGUAUGCAGAGCCGAGCCAGCUGGGUGGUGAUGAGGAGAGCCAGUUGGAAGAUGACUUGCACAGCAACGAGCAGACGUUAUUCUGGCAUGAGGAUUCAAAGCCUGGGACGCUCGUGUAGCCCGCCUGCAGCCCCGCACUCGUACCCUUGUGUGCCUUGCACAACACUCUGUGAC
Molecule: messenger RNA, 2747 nt
Organism: Nestor notabilis (Kea)
Lineage: Eukaryota; Metazoa; Chordata; Aves; Psittaciformes; Psittacidae
Gene: FRMD4B
Product: FERM domain containing 4B
Exons: 19
Biological process (GO): establishment of epithelial cell polarity
Cellular component (GO): adherens junction; bicellular tight junction; cytoskeleton
Source: RefSeq, a predicted model, not a curated record